AACACGAGAUGGGUUGGUGUGGUGAUGAACACAGACCGUCGCUGCCUGAGCUCUAUUGUAUCUCUAUAGCGUUAGCGUAGUGUCACAUCACCUCGAGCGCUGCGCGUGGACUGUCCUCGCUGCAGUAAUCGCUGCGCCUCUCCUUUCACCCCAAAGAAACCUCACCGCAGCUGUCAGCAGAUUAGUGAGCACUUCCAUUGCGUUUACCUUUUACAGUCGCCCGAAGCAGGAAUCGCCAGACCUUCUUUUGGCUCUCCUUUACGACACCAUGGGGAAACAGAACAGCAAGCUGACCCCUGAGGUAAUGGAGGACCUGGUGAAGAACACAGAAUUUAAUGAACACGAACUCAAACAGUGGUACAAAGGCUUCCUGAAGGAUUGCCCAACUGGCCGACUCAACCUGGAUGAGUUCCAGCAGCUGUAUGUUAAGUUUUUUCCUUAUGGUGAUGCCUCAAAGUUUGCGCAGCACGCUUUCAGGACCUUCGACAAGAAUGGAGACGGCACCAUCGACUUCAGAGAGUUCAUCUGUGCCCUGUCCAUCACAUCACGAGGCAGCUUCGAACAGAAACUCAACUGGGCCUUUAACAUGUACGACCUGGAUGGAGACGGCAAAAUCACACGAGUUGAGAUGCUUGAGAUCAUUGAGGCAAUCUAUAAGAUGGUGGGGACUGUUAUCAUGAUGAAGAUGAACGAGGACGGCCUGACGCCCGAGCAACGGGUCGACAAAAUCUUCAGCAAGAUGGAUAAGAACAACGACGACCAGAUCUCAUUGGAAGAGUUUAAAGAAGCAGCAAAGGGUGACCCCUCCAUUGUAUUACUGCUGCAGUGUGACCUGCAAAAAUGAGCGUCUCGGAAAAGAGCCAGGGACUGCACAAAUGAUUAAUGUUCCAUUCAGUUUGCAGCUAUUUCCACUGAUAAAAAAAGUUGCUUGGACUACCUUUCAA
This is a messenger RNA of Rhinichthys klamathensis goyatoka, 944 nucleotides long. It is a transcript of the gene vsnl1a, whose product is annotated as visinin-like 1a. The transcript has 4 exons. Lineage: Eukaryota; Metazoa; Chordata; Actinopteri; Cypriniformes; Leuciscidae. Gene Ontology annotation, molecular function: calcium ion binding. The record is from RefSeq and is a predicted model, not a curated record. Bases 269 to 844 code for a protein of 191 amino acids.